AUGAUGGAUGAACGGAGUCUUGUUCUCUUGCGGCGGAAGCUGGAGGCCCUGAACUACACCGAAAGGCUGGACGCGGCCUCUGCCCCGCUGGUUGUAAAACUAGUCGAAGACCUUGUACGGACGACGGACAGCUAUCGCAGUGUCAAACUCCAGUCGGCAAAGUAUGCGCAGGAAAUCUCGGCGUUCAACACCAAGCUCGAGAUCGUCAAGCAGGACUGCACCCGGCUCGCCAAUGAGAACAGCGCGCUGCACUCACAGCUCAUACAGGCCGGCGAGCAGGCAGAGGCGUUGCGGCGCGACGCCUACACGACCGCGAAGCGCCUAGAGGACCGCGUGGCGGAGCUGACGUACUGGAAGGCGCAGGCGGUCGGGCGGUAUGAUUCCUUGGAGCGAGAGAAUGCAGGCCUCAAAAAGCGGGUGGCGGAGCUCAUCAAGCUCGGGGAGCGGCGCGCCAAGGGGGGCGUGACUGAGCCCAUCGACGACUCAUUGAAGAUCGUGCAGCCCAAGGCUAUAGCCGCCUCGCCCGUGCGGCGGGCCCGGCCGGCGCCGGCGAUGCUGGAGCUUCAGCGGGCAGCCGACGCGCGGAUCGAGUCGCUGCAGCGGCAGCUGGAGGAGCGCGAGCAGCAGGCCUUGGAGCUCUCCGCCGCGCUGGAGGCCGCGCGGCGCUCGGUGGCGGCGCGGGACUCGGAGAUCGCGCGGCUGGCUGGGCGCCUAGGGGCGGGGCCGGACGUCGACCGGCUGGCGCUGGAGCGGCGCGCUGAUGUCAGCGAGGAGGUUGUGCUGGCGCUCAACAAGCAGGUGCGGGCGCCCCUGAGGCCGUUUGGUUGGGUGGGUGGGGUGAAGGAGGCCAGCGCGACGGCGCUGACAUCAGCGAGGGAUGGCGGAUGUGCUGCCCAAGCAGGGCCCCCGCUGCCGCUGCUGGGGCCGCUGCGGCCGGCCGUCGACGCCCUUGGGUCCGAGCUGGCGCAGCUGCGGGGCGAAGCUUCUGAUGGCGCGAAGCUGCGCGCGGCGCUGGGCGCCGCGGAGAGGGGGCGCGCGGAGGCGGAGGAGCGGCUGAGGGCCGUGAUGCGCGAAAACGCGGGGGUGGCCAGGGACGUGUCCCGGCUUCAGCUCGAGCUGCAGCGGCUGGAGGUGCAGCACGCGCGCGCGGGGGCAGCGGCGGGGCAGGAGGUCGACACGGCGGUCGCUGCGGUGAGCGCGCAGCGGGACGAGGCGCGUGCGCGCGCGUCGCGGCUGGCGUCAGACGCGGAGCACUUGCAGUUCUUGUUGGAUGAAGCGCAUUCGCGCGGCGACACGGCCGCUGCGGCCGCCGCCGCCGUGGCGCCGGCGGGGCCGGGCGAUGGCGCGGGGGCGGCGGCGGCGGCGGGCGGCGCGGCGGCGGAGGCGGGGGUUUCAGGCGAAGAGGCGGCAGCGCUGCACGGCAUAAUCAAGCGGCUGAAGCAGGAGCUCUCAGACGCGAGCGCCGCGCGCGAGCAGCUCGCCGAAUCGCGCGACAGCGCCGAGAGGAGGGUGGCGGAAGCCGCCGAGAAGCUGGAAGCCGAGCGGUCGGACCUGGUGAAGCUGCGCGCGGCGGCCGCAGCACUGGAGCGGCGCGCGUCGGAGGCCGAGGCCGCACGGCGGCGGCUCGAGGGCGGCGCGGCGGCGGCGGAGGCGCGGGCGGAGGAGCUGCAGCGGCAGCUGCGGGACGCCAACCAGGCGCGGCUGCUCAGCAGCGCUGACCUGGACGCCACUAGCGCGUCACACACGCAGCUGCAGGCGCAAGCGGAGGCGCUUCUGGGCCAGCUGCGGCGCGAGCAGGAGCGCUGCGAGUCGCUGGCGGCGCGGGCGGCCGAGGCGGAGGGGCGGCAGCGGCGGCUUGAGCAGGAGCUCAAGGCGAGGCCGCCAGCGCAAACACACGCGCCGCCCGCCGUGCACUGCUGCGCCACGCCGUGGCGGCCGCGGCGCCGCCCUGAUGCGGCGGCGUUGGGGUCGGAGUCCAAGGAUGCGUGCGAGCUGCUAGAGGCGCGGCUGCAGGACGGCGCGGCCGCGCUGGCGGAGGCGGCGGGCGCGCUCGCGUCGCGCGCGGCGGGGGAGGCGCAGCAGCAGGCGCUGCAGGGCGCGCUGGAAGACGCCCAGCGGGAAGCCAGGGUACUGGCAGAGCGCCUGGCAGCCGCCAACGCGGAGGCCCAGCGCCUGCGCUCCGCGGCGGCGUCCGAGCGCGCGGGCGCGAGCGCGGGCAGCGAGCGCGCCGCCGAGCUGCAGCGGCUGCUGGACGACCUGUCCGCCGCGCGCGAGGCCGACGCCGCGGCGCUCGCAGCGGACGAGGGCGGCGCGAGCGUCGCGGCCGCGGACGUGCGCGAGAAGGGGCUGAGGGCGCGGCUGACGGGGCUGCAGCAGCAGCUGGAAGAGCGGGAGGCGGAGCUGGAGCGGUUGCAGGGCGUGCUCGCCUCGGCAGAGGACGCCGCCCGCGCCGCGCGGCAGCGCGAGGAUGCGGCGCGCGCGCAGGGGCGCGAGUACGCCGACCGGGCGCGGCGCGCCGAGACCCUCUGCGAGGAGGCGGAGGCGGAGCUUGCCCAGGUCCGAUCCCAGCUGGAAGCUUCCCAGGCCUCCCUGUCCGAGGCGCGCGCCGCGCAGUCCGAGGUUAAGGCGCAGCUGGCGGCCAAGGAGGCGGCGGUCGACGCGCUGACGACGCUCAGCCUGAGGGGGGAUGCGACGGUACAGGAGUACAUGAGCAACGUCAAGUCCCUGGCGUCCGACCUCCGCACCGCCCAGCUGCGGCUGGCGGAUGCGGAGGGGCGCCUGCAGCAUCGAGAGGAGGAGCUUGGGGCGGCCACGGCCGAGGCCCGCAACCUGCAGAAGGCCCUGCGCAGCUUGGACACAGAGAAGGACGCCCUGCAGGGGUCCCUGGACGCGCGGGAGGAGCAGCUUGCUGAGCUGGACCACGAGCUGGCGGAGACGCGGCAGGCGGCAGACGCGCAGGCGCGGUCGCUUGCGGCGGCGGAGGGGCGCGUGGCGGCUGCGGAUGCGCGGUGUCACGAGCUCGCGUUGGAGGUGUCCGCCCUGAGGUCGCAGCUGGAGUCAGCCCUGAGUCACCUGGGGGCCACUGAGGGGGAGCAGGGCGCUCUGAGGGAGGAGUACCGCGCCCUGGGGGAAGACAUGGAGGCGCUGGUCAGGGAGAACCAGGUGGUCAGCAGCGAGCUGGCGUCGUUGCAGCAGCAGUGCUCGGCCCUGGACGAGGAGCUGGCGCUCACGCGCCGCCGCCUCUCGGCGUCCGAGGUUGCCGCGCGCUCCAAGGCGUCCGAGGUCGAGGACGUGCGUGCCGCGUACGAGGCGCUCGCAACAGAACACCGGCGGGCGCAGGCGUCGGUGCUGCAGCUGGAGCGGGAGGCCGCGAUGCGCGAGGCGGCGCUUGCGUCGGCCGGCGAGGAGGUGGCGUCGCUGCAGGAGGCCGCGCGCGCGGCCCAGAUGGCGGCCAACCAGUACCUACUGGACCUGCAGGCGAGAGGGGCACGCCUCUGGGCAUACGAACGGCAGGUCGACCACCUCAGCCGGCAGCGCAGCAGGGACGCUGCAGACGGCAGCGAGAUCGCGCGGCAGAGGGAGGGCCUCCUCGGAGAGCUCCGCGCGGCGCAGCAGGUGGGCCAGCCGCGCGCGGCGGGCGCGGCGACGGGGGCACGUGGCGCGUGCCGGCCCGGACGCUGCGCGCCCGCCGCUGCCGGGUUUGGUGGGCGGCGCUCUGUCCUCGCGCCCGCGCCGCGGUGGCUGGGGCGCCACGGCCGGGCGCCUGCGCCACGCGCACGUCCGCAAGUGCGGCUGGACCUUGAGAGGGCGCGUGAGGAGCAGCAGCGCCACCUGGCGGCCAUGGAUGCGCAGCUGGGCAUGGCCCAGGCGCGGCUGAGCGACAUGGAGGCCGAGAACGCGAGCCUCGAGCAUCGCCUCGGCUGUGAGAGGGGCCGCGUGGCCGAGUUGGAGGGGCUGCUCUCCAGCAUGCGGGCCAGGGAGUUCCGUGUCGAAGCGGACGGCCAGCGCACCGGCGGCGCGCUGGGGGCGGCGCGGGAGCGCAACCGAAUGCUGGAGAGCCAGGUUGCAACGUUGCAGCAGCAGGUGCUGUCGCUGCAGCAGUCGCGGGACGCCCAGGACGCUGAGCUGUCGCGCCUGCGGCGAGAGGCGCUCGCCCUUGCGGCUCGGACGGCGGCGACGGUGGGCGCCGCGGUGCCCAGUGGCAGCGGCGGGCGCGGCCGCGGCGGGGCGGGAGCGGCGGCGUGGGAUGGCGGCGGGGGCGGCAGCAGCGCAUGA
This is a messenger RNA of Monoraphidium neglectum, 4275 nucleotides long. RefSeq names its product basal body protein. NCBI's taxonomy places the organism in Eukaryota, Viridiplantae, Chlorophyta, Chlorophyceae, Sphaeropleales, Selenastraceae. Bases 1 to 4275 code for a protein of 1424 amino acids. The transcript is spliced from 33 exons. The record is from RefSeq and is a predicted model, not a curated record.